AUGUCUCCUCCAUCACCGUCACAACCUCCGAGAUCACGGGGGACGCAGGGGACACAUUCGAGCCUGUCCGGCGAAGCAUCGUCGGUCAACAUCGCGGCGGGGACGACGUCACAGGGCACCACCACCAGCCGAAGUCGACUACGACCACCACGAACAUUACCGCCAUGGAUCGCCUCAUACACGGGCGUAGUCCCACCGACGGCAGAGCAGCUAGCACUGCUGCAGGUGCCGGCUACGGUGCGCGCACACCAGAACAACUCGACACCGAGUGAGCCGGAACGGAAACGCAUAUCGCACGACGGAUUCGUGGACCUGGAGGACGGGCUCGGACCGGGCAAGCCGCGGCCGCCGCUGGUACCGCACAUACUGCGGUACGGACGGGCACCGCGCGGCGGGCGACGGUGGGACCACCUGCGGACGGCCGAGCCGGUCAUCGUGCCGGCGUACGGGCCGGCCAUGGCGCACAACAACCACAGCCGGGGCGGCGACGUCGCCUGGGGCGAGUUCGUCCGGUCGUCUGCCUGGGGGCGAGCGCCGGGCGAGGACGGCGUGGUGGUGGACGCGGCGUACCUGGAGAAGCUGCAGCCGCUCUUCGGCCAGGACCCGGACGGCGCCUUCAACGAGCAGACGGCGCAGCGGUCGAAGCGCAGGAGCGCGCUGGCCCUGAACCAGCGCGCGUUCGAGAGGGUGCUGCGGCACCCGCUGGCGCCGCUGGCGUUCCGCCUGGUCGUCAUGGUCACGUCCAUCACCGCCCUGGCCAUCGCCGGCCGCAUCUUCCUCCUGCUCGACCGCGGCGGCGGCGGCCCCAGCGUCGAGAGGUCCCAGUCCAUCACGGCCAUCGUCGUCGACUGCGUCGCCGUCCCCUACCUCGGCUACAUGAUCUACGACGAGUACACCGGCCAGCCGCUCGGCCUGCGCUCCGGCAUCUCGAAGGUGUCGCUCAUCAUGCUCGACGUCAUCUUCAUCAUCUUCAAGGCCGCCAGCACCGCCCUCGCCUUCCAGUCCCUCGUCUUCAACGACAUCACGGCCACGGGCGUGCGUCCCCUCGCCGCCGCCCUCGCCGCCUUCCUCCUCAUCGCCCUCGUCGUCUGGACCGUCAACUUCACCGUCAACAUCCUGCGUACGGUCGAGAGGCUCGGUGGCCGCGACAAUCACCUGAAUCGAGGUCCGGGGUCGAUGCCUGCACGUCCAGCUCUGCGAGCUUGGUAA
Molecule: messenger RNA, 1209 nt
Organism: Geosmithia morbida
Lineage: Eukaryota; Fungi; Ascomycota; Sordariomycetes; Hypocreales; Bionectriaceae
Exons: 2
Coding region: 1-1209 (402 amino acids)
Biological process (GO): positive regulation of catalytic activity
Cellular component (GO): fungal-type vacuole; cell periphery
Source: RefSeq, a predicted model, not a curated record